AACAUGACUGAGAUAAACUUUGGUAAUCUUCAAAUGGAGGAAAGAUAUAAAAGAUUAGAACGAACAUUAAAACUUGCUUCAUUGAAUAUGAAAAACCGAGAAAUACAUGAAUCAUGCGCAUCAUCAACAUCUCCUAGUAUUUCUAGCAUUAAUGCAGAUCCAAUUGAUUCUAGUACUAAUAACCCUUUCUUACAUACUUUAAAAAUUGGUAGUGAAGUUGUUUCUUCAAGUAAUAAUUUGAGAAAUAUACUUUUGAAAAGAAAUAGCAUUAACAGUGAUCAUAAAAUAAUUGCCACAUCAAGCAUUAAGAAGUUUAAUAUUGAAAAUGAUUGUCGGGUAGAUCGUCUUAGAAUGCCACCACCAAAGUCUGAUAGUUGUAUCCAUAAUUCUAAGAAACCAAAUAACAUAGAAACAUAUACUAUUGCAAAAUCUUCACCACAGAAUAUAUGUAGACCCUUUGAUAAUGUUAUUGAUUCACUUAAGGAAAAACAAAAUUAUAAACUACAAACUAAUUCUAAAAAUGUUCAAAAUAGGAAUAUUAUAUUAUUUACAAAAUGGAAAGUUGUGUUAAAUGAACAAGGCCAAUUGAUUAUUAAAGGAAAAGUUGACUGUGAAACAAUUGCUUGGAGUAAGCCUAUUAUAAGGAGAUUAACAAAUACUCAUGUUGAAUCUGUUUUUAAACAUUUGUACCACUUGCAAGGAAAUAUUGUUGAUGAUGAAGAUGAGUUACCAGACUAUGUUAGAGGUAAAUUUUACAAUGGCUUUCCUGAUGAUUGGGAAAAUGUCCAUCAAGUUUGGCAAACGUUUGUGCUGCAAGGAUGUAGAUUCAAUUUUCGUUGGCCUACUCCUAUUACAGACAGUGAUGAUGAUAUCAAAAGUGAAGCAACAGAUUUUACAUUUGUUUCUUCAGAAAGUCAUAAAAAUAAAAUAUCAAAUUUUAAAUCUGUCGAAGAACCUUAUACACUUGAAGCACCAGUCAAUUUUAAGUGUACCAAUAAUAUUGUGCAAAUGCAAAAUGAACACAAUCUUCAUGUACAUAAUGGAAAGUGCAAUUCAUUUAUACAAACAUGUAUAUCUGAUGAAAUUGAAAAGUCAUCUUGUAGUAAAGCCAACAUUCAAUCUUUGACAAAUGAACAGUAUGAUAAUGAUAAGGAAAAUUAUAAACAGCAAGAAAAUGUAAAUUUGAAUUGCUGUUGCGUUAAAAAUAAGCCAAGUAAAUUGAAGGAUAAACUAAAUGUUAUCAUAAAUAACUUAACAGAUAAAAAUUAUUCUCAAGAGGACAUUAGUAAAAUUAUUGAGGUAGUUGAUUGUUUAAAUUACGUUGUAUCACAUAUUUCAAUUAAAGAAGACGAAUCUAAUGUAGAAGAUUCAAAGUUGAUGGAGAAUAGGCAUUUAGAAGAAAAACGAAGUAAUAAAGUAAAUGACAAGUCUCAGGAGAAUGUCCAGUUUGAAUCAGUUCCAUUGCAAAGUUCUGUAGAUGAUAAAGUUAUAGAUUCCAAUAAUUUAUUGCAAAAGAAAAGAUCUUUUACAGAAAUGAUUACAGAUAAUAGCUGUACUUCUGAUAGCGAAAGUGAAAUUUAUGCAGGAAUCCCAAGGAUAAAACGGAUAAUACGACAGAAGGAAACAUUAUUAAAACCUUAUAGACGUAAAAUAAGAGAAAUGAAGAUACAUCGGAAACGUGAUAUACUGGAAAAACCAAGUACUUCAAACAUACCCAUAAUCACAUCAGACUGUACUAAUGAAAGUUAUAUAAAGAGAAAAUCUGAAAACCAGUGUGGUACAAAAUUCAAUAAUUCUAGUAGUAAUAUUAUGGCAGAUGAGAGAAAUCAUUUAAAAGUGGAAGAAUAUGUUAAUUCAAAUAUUCAAAGUAAACCUGACCAACAUUUAGAAUAUGGUACUAUGGAAAAAAGACAAUGGGUAGAUUCAAGCGAGUUUAUAAAAGGUAAACAUUCACACAAAAUAAAAGAAAAUUUUGUACAAAAAGAUUCAGUAGUUAUUCAUAGACCUAUCAAUUAUCAGUGUGAUACUUACAAAGUCACUGAACAGAAUGAAUGUAAGAUUGCUGUAACCAAAAGGUCUGAGAAUAAAAUGAUAGAAGCAAAUUCUUGCAUAGAAGCUUGCAAUGAAGAAGAAAAGAAAGAUAUGUAUGAUCAGGAACAAAAUCAUUUAUCUUGUCAGCAAUACAAAGAAUUUUCAUCUGGUUUAAGAAAUAUAAGUGAAACAAUAAAACCAGUUGUUAUUAGCUCAGUCCCUGUUGAUAUAAAAAUUAGAAAUAUACAAUUACAAAAUUCGAAGGUAAAUUUGAUUGAGAAUAGAAGUAUAGCAAUUCAAGAAUUAGAUGAGGAAAACAAGAGUAGCAGUUUGACACAUAAAGAGUCUCCUGUAAAAUUUAAUGCUGUCAGAAAAAAAAGCUCAAAUUUAUUGCCUAACAGUAAACGAUAUUCUGAAGAACACAUUAAAGAUCAAUUGAGUAACAUGGACUCUGUUCUUUCGAAAAAAUCAUUACAGGAUAAUUUUAAAAUUUCAGAAGGUAAUAAAUCUGCAAAUAAGUGUAAACCUAAAUUAUUAUCUGCUUGGACUCCAAGAGUUGUAUGCAAAUCAGGACUGCAUUUAAUUUUUGAGGGAAAAUUAUUAAACGAGGCUGGCCACGUUGUAAAUAGACGUUUUAAAACGGACAUAAUACUUCGUCGAAUAUCACCAAAACUGGUCGAGACAGUUCAUCAUGAAUUUUAUGAAUUAAUUGGCGACUUCAGUAAUUCAAAACAUGUUAUACCUAAAGAAUUAUUGCUGCAAUGUCGUUAUGGUUGUCCUACGAGGAUAGAACAGUUUUGUAGAACAUGGAAAUCAAUAAAAAAUAAUAAUAUUAUCGAUUACGUGGGUGCGUCAGAAAAGCUUAAUGCUUCAUUAGUGGAUACUGUAAAUGUUAGUGUAAGUUCGAAAGGUAGGAGGGUAAUACCAUCAUUAAGUUAUUGGACAGGAGAACGCAUUGUUUUGAAAGAUAACGAUCUAGUAUAUGAUCCUGGUUCUUCCCAAGAACCAGGAUUAAUAAAUAAUUCUCGUGAAAUUUUAGGUAAAAAUAUUAAAAAGGGAAAGCAAGGAAAGAAUAACAGUAAGAAAAGCAGUUUUUAUGAAUCUGAGGAUGCAAGCACAGGCUCACCAGAGAAAUUGAGAAAGACAGAGGGUAAUAAAUCCAAAAAAUUUGUAAUGAAAAAUAAGAGAAGGACUUCACAAAAAGUAAAAGAAUUAAGUGAUUCCAAUGAUGAUGAAAGUUCUACUGCUUGUCUGAAAACGGUUAAGAUAACACGCAAUGCGGUUAAUGUAAUGGAUAAACAGAAUACAGAAUUCAUAAAUAUUGAAAAUUUGGAGAAGCUUAAUACAGCGGCAGAAAAAUCGAUAACAAAAAAAUUAAGAGCAAGAAAAAAUAUUGAACCAAAUACAUCUCUUAUCAGUCCAUCCAAGCAAAGGAAUCAUCAGUCUUCAGCUGAGAAAUAUCAUGAUGUAUAUAUGUAUUAUCAAGAUAUUCCAGAUAAAGAUGACAUAUUAUCCGAUGAUCAAGUUUCUCACGUAUUAUAA
This is a messenger RNA of Eufriesea mexicana, 3573 nucleotides long. RefSeq lists its product as uncharacterized. NCBI's taxonomy places the organism in Eukaryota, Metazoa, Arthropoda, Insecta, Hymenoptera, Apidae. The transcript is spliced from 12 exons. The annotation marks the transcript as partial. The record is from RefSeq and is a predicted model, not a curated record.